AUCUUCACUUGUUGGGCUUCCAUCAACGAACCCGCCCCGAAUCAAUUCAGGUGAAACGACGUCGUCUCCUUCAAUCAUCUUCAAUUUCCCCAAUUUUCAUCUGAUUCUUCCCCCAAUCUCCCUCCAUUCCCAUUGAAUCCGAACUGAAAUUGCUUCAAAUCUUCAUGGGAUGUGGCAACUUGCGUAGUCCGGAGAUAGCAACCCGAUUCGUGUCAGCUGACGGCAGUCUCUCCACCGUUAAUUUCGUCGUCAAUCGGCCGUCAGCGGAUCCGCACCGCUUCGAAUCCUGAUCGAUUUGGUUAAUAUUGCAAGAAAUUUUGAAUGGGGCUGACAUCUGGGAAUGAUGGAAGUGACGCAAUGAAAUUAUGUGUAUUCGAUUUAAGAAGGGGCCAAACUGAAGGGCAGGAGUUGGACAAGAUUCUCUUCUUCAAUCCUGCUGAUUUGCCCCUUCCGACACAGCUCUCGGUUAUUGGCCUCAGUGAAGGACUCAUCACUUUCACAAGGAUUUUCUCUCCAGAUGCUCCUUGUGAGGUCAUUGAAGCUGAGAUGCAUUCUCAUGUUUUUUAUGAGGCAGAGCCAGAUAUAUGGAUGGUGAUGGUACGAUAUCUGUUUCUUAGGAAGCUCUAUCCCUUUUUUCUCUUCAAUUAUGAAGCAUGUACUGUUUUGGCUAAUGAUUGGUUAGAUCAAGAAAUUAUAUUUUGCCAUUUUCACACCUUGCAUUUUCUCUUUGGGUCAGAUUUUUCUAUGGGGAAGAAAUUUCAGUUGCCAAACUUUCGUGACUCUCUAAGAGAACGUGGAACACUGCAGAUGUUAACUGUGGGACGAGAGGCUGCAAUUGAAGUGCAGUGUCUUGUUCGAGCGUUAGAAUCAUGUGCCGGGAACACGCAAUGCUUCUCACUGACAAUGUUCCAGGAUCUGUUGGUCUCCACAAAUCUUUCUCCUAUCGACACUGUCAACCUAUUUACCUAUGCUAUUCUAAGGUUAACUCCUCUUGCCCUAUCUGCUGGAGCAAGGUCGUGGUCCUCUUCAAGUAAAGGAAACACUGCAUGUAAUACUUCUGCUGGAGCUGUUCUUGCAAAUUAUGGUUCUGUUGGGGAUCAAUAUCAUAAUUCUCACGAUACUUCCCCACUAAGGAAUCACAAUCAUCCUUUGGCGAGGCCUUUGCAGCAUUCCAAGUGGUCCAAGGGGAAGGAUGGGUUUCUUGUCACGGAUAUUUGGGGUGUAGAAGUUAAUUCUUUAGUGCCUAAAAGCCCAACAAUUUGGCUACAUCAAACAGAAGAGAAGAUGUAUCUACUGGCUUAUCAACAUCGGGGCCUCACUGUGAUAAUUCUAAUUCCAGUCUCAUCUGUCAAUGGUGAGCAAGGGGUUGCUACAGUGAAGCAGCAAAUUCUUGAACAUGCAUCAUUGAAGAUGUUCAAAGUUGAAGAGAAGCUAGCAAGAGGGUGGGGUGGUGAGAAUGCGUAUCAUGUGAGUGGAUAUCGAUAUCUGCUGGUGGAUGGUGAUAGGUGCACAUCCAGGGCUUCUCCACCUGGAAAAGUUACGACUCUAACAAAGGAAUCAUUGGUUGCGUUGAGUAAGCUUCGAGAGGAGAUUGACAAAGAAAAGAGUAAAGCCAAAUGGGACAAUGAAGGCGGUGAGAAGGAUCUAGAAUUAUGCAUUAGAGCAAAAAACAAUGCUUGGCUUAUUGCUCGUCUUACUAGAGGAAAGGAGCUUUAUAUGGUUCUCGAGAAAGCCAACGAAACCCUUCUUUAUGCCUCUGAUGCUGUUGAGAAGUUCAGUGACAGGUACUGUAACGGUUCGUUUUCCCUGGACUAGGCAAGCAGUUUUAACUGCAGUGUGAAGAGACAAAAUAAGAUACAUUAUUAUUUAUCGACAUGCUCGAAAAUGAUAUACGGUGUAUCGAGAAAACAGAGGUAAGCCUAAAGAAAUUGUAUACUUAUGUACAAGUAUAUGUAGAAAAAUAAUGCCCCAGUACGACGGUCUAUGAGAUGCUACACCUGGUGUAAAGUACCGGACAAUUUUGCACCAUCGAUUUAUACAAAUAACUACCCACGAAGCACACAUACAUGUGGGUGUGUGUGUGUUAUAAUGUGUAGAUCAAUUGUGCACGAUCGCCCGGUGCCGGGUGUAACAUCUACAAAACCCAGUCUGAGUUAGUAACUUGUACUUAAUUGAUAUUAUCUAUCUUUUGAUUGAAUGGAUAGGAUUUUGACACGGAGUGUUCAUUUGUAGGAGAUGAAUAUUUUGGACAUAUAAAAAAUGAAUUUAUUGUGUUAUUAUUAUUAUGUUUCCCACUUUCAUGGGGAUUUU
This is a messenger RNA of Erythranthe guttata (spotted monkey flower), 2310 nucleotides long. The record is from RefSeq and is a predicted model, not a curated record. NCBI's taxonomy places the organism in Eukaryota, Viridiplantae, Streptophyta, Magnoliopsida, Lamiales, Phrymaceae.